AAAAGUUCAACCAUAUAACAACGGCUAUGUACUGUUCCCGGGAGAGAGAGAGGCUACCGGAGAAGGAAAGGUAUCGAGCUCCAAACCCUAAUUGUUUUAGCGGCGUGGAUCCGUUGUCUCCGUUUCUAUUGCAUCGGAUCGUAGAUCGGAGGAAUUAUUGCACCGUCACGAUUUCCGGCGACGAAACCCUAGUUUCAAUCCGGAGGCUUCCGUCUGGAAAUUAGGGUUUCAUUUUCUUUCAUGGUAGCAGAAAUCAGAUUUGCGCUGUUUUGAGGGAGGAUCUCUGUUUAUCUGAACUGGAGAAGAGAAGGAAGCAUAAAUCGAGCGGGAUAAGGGCUUGAAUUUUGGGUUUUUCGUGGUACACUUCGGGGCCUGUUAGCGGAGAAGGAAAUGAUGAAGGCAAAGAGAUGCGAAGCUUUGAAGUUUACUCGAGGAGAGGGAGAUGUCAAAGAAAACAGACGCCGAACGUUGCCGUUGCCGACGAUCGCGAGAAGCCGGAGGUAGAAACGAAAGCUCGGAACGAAACUAGCCGCGUAAACCCUCCGGAAGCCCUAGACGAAAAUGCUGUGGAUUCUAUUGUUGCGGAGAAGCAAUCUGUUGAAGUUGCGGCUCCAGAGACCAUUUCGCCGGGGGACGCAAAGGCCUCAAUUGAUGAACCCUCUGAAAACCCACGCAUGAAUGAUUCUGAUAAAGCUGUUGAAGUUCAAGAUGUUCUCGGUGUGGCCUCUGUGGAUAAGAAUACGAUUCAACCAUGCCCGGGGGUGGCAGAGGGGCCCCCAGGGAGGGUGGAACAGCUCAAAAGAGUAUUCCUUCCUCCUCAAAUAGACAAGCCAAGUAGCAGGGCAAGCAGAGAUAACAGCUCUACUAGUGAUUUCAGUACUUCUAGUGAUUCAGAUAAUGAUAGCUUUUCAUCAUCUGGAUCAGAUCAGAUCAGACCUAUGAGCACAAGUGUGGCUCUCUCAUGAUAUACCCUUGUGCUGUGAGAGGGUUAUUGAUUGAUAGUUCGUCAGAGAUUUCCAACUGUUGGUGUUGCACAAAACCCAAUCCUGUGGCCUUGGCAUUACAUUGUGAGUUUUUUUCUUUCUUGAUAAUAUUCUCUGAAACAGAGAGGAAGAGGAUGGUUGGAGUUGUUUUAAAGGGGAUGGAAUAUAUUAAUGUAAGGGAUGAUAAUAUGAUAUGUACAGCAAAGUGGAGGAGUGGGCAGGAAGAUGGUUUUUAGGAAGAAGAUGAAUGUGUGUAAAGCAAAAGAUAUUUGAAGGGAUGAAAUCUUUUUUUUUUAAAUUUAUUUUUGGGGUAUUGAAAAAAGUGAUUGCUGGAUUUGUAUGGUAGGAGAAAUGGUUGGAUGUGGGUUUGGUCUGGUCUUGUCCAUUUAGGUGGAGAAGUGAGAAGCCAGACAUCAUCAUCAUAUCAUUAUUGUAAGUCUCAUUGAGCAUCUCUCUCUCCCCCACACACAGCUCAUUCCUCUCUUCCAUCUUUGAGUUUUAGGGUUCAAGCAUCAGAUUCAGGAUUCCUUUGCAAGUUGCAGACUGAUGGAAUAUGAAUAUUUUCUUUUCUCUUCUCUCUUUUUAUAAUUAUUGUUUCGGGGUUUGGCAGAGAUGAAGUGCUCAGAAAAUCUUAUAUCUAACUUUUGUUGACAAAUGACAGUAUUUGGAAAGUGACACACAGGAGACAGGGUUGGCAUCAAAAUUCACAAGAGAAUGGGUGCUUUCCUCUUCUCUCGCAAACCAUUAUUCAAUGAUUCCUUCCCUCCCCCUUCUUAUAUAUAUAUAUAUAUAUAUAUUAUUAAAGCCUUUUUUUUCCUAAUCUUACGUAGUACCAAACCCAUUAUUAUUGUAUUUAUUUAUUAUUUUCUCCUCCUGUCCCACCCACCAAACUUUUCUAAUACGGAAGGGUAAGUAUUAUUAUAUUCAUUUUUUUAUUAACAUUUUGUUUCGGUAUACAUAAGUACUCAGGCCACCUUCAAUUUCGGCACCACACGGGCAACAGUUAAGAAGAAGAAGAAGAAGAGAGCCAUGUGUGACGGAGACUGUCGCCCUCUGGGCUUCCUAUUGGGACUGCCCUUCGCCUUCCUCUCUCUCCUCCUCUCCAUCAUCGGCGUCUUCAUCUGGAUCGUCGGAUUGUUGUUAUCGUGCAUAUGCCCAUGUUGCCUGUGCGUGACGGUGAUAGUGGAGGUGGCUCUGGGGUUGAUAAAGGCGCCGAUUCAUGUCAUGGAGUGGUUCACUUCCCAGAUUCCCUGUUGAUUAUAUGUCUUUUAUCAUGUUUCUUAGCGUAGAAUAUAUAUUAUUUUGAAGGUUUUCUUCAAAUACUCUCUGUUUCUCCGACAAGUCUUUGGGAUAUAAUGCAUUCAAAGGAAAGGGUUCUCCUUUACCCUCUU
This is a messenger RNA of Tarenaya hassleriana, 2374 nucleotides long. Its product is annotated as transcription factor GTE4-like. Bases 2013 to 2240 code for a protein of 75 amino acids. The transcript has 4 exons. The record is from RefSeq and is a predicted model, not a curated record. NCBI's taxonomy places the organism in Eukaryota, Viridiplantae, Streptophyta, Magnoliopsida, Brassicales, Cleomaceae.